Molecule: messenger RNA, 1071 nt
Organism: Zymoseptoria tritici IPO323
Lineage: Eukaryota; Fungi; Ascomycota; Dothideomycetes; Mycosphaerellales; Mycosphaerellaceae
Exons: 2
Coding region: 1-1071 (356 amino acids)
Biological process (GO): base-excision repair
Cellular component (GO): nucleus; mitochondrion
Molecular function (GO): DNA binding; zinc ion binding; phosphoric diester hydrolase activity
Source: RefSeq, a predicted model, not a curated record
AUGCCGUUCGCAGCACGGACAACCGGUCACAAGCUCUUCCUCGGAGCUCAUAUCAGUAGUGCAGGUGGCGUACAAAAUGCUGUCGGUAAUGCUGUUCAGAUUGGCGCGAAUGCUUUCGCCGUGUUUUUGAAGUCGCAACGAAAGUGGGCAAAUCCACCUUUGACAGAUGAUCAAUGCUCCUCGUUUCAUGCGAAUUGCAGAACACAAUCAUAUGAGCAAAGCAAGUAUAUCGUUCCUCAUGGUUCGUAUCUCGUCAACAUGGCACAUACAGAUAAGGACCGUACAGAGCAGGCUUAUACGUCCUAUCUUGACGAUCUCAAACGCUGUGAAAGACUCGGGAUCUCUUUAUACAAUAUACACCCAGGAAACACGGUGUCUAACGACCGAGCCGAAGCCAUCGCACAUCUGGCCGAUAACAUCAAUCGAGCCCACGCUGAGACUAGCACGGUGAUCACCUUGCUAGAGAACAUGGCUGGAGGCGGGAAUGUUCUCGGCAGCACAUUCGAGGAUCUUCGCGACAUCAUCGAGCUCGUGAGCAAUAAAGAUCGUAUCGGCGUCUGCAUCGAUACUUGCCAUACUUUUGCUGGAGGGUAUGAUCUGAGGACCCCAGCGGCGUUCAAAGAAACAUUCGAUAAGUUUGAGGAUGUCGUUGGAUUCAAGUAUCUGCGUGCAAUGCACAUCAACGAUUCGAAGGCGCCCUUUGACUCUCACCGAGACCUCCACGCCAACAUCGGGACUGGAUUCUUGGGUCUACGCGCAUUCCAUACCCUUGUCAACGAUUCUCGCUUCUGGGGUAUGCCUCUAAUUUUGGAGACGCCGAUCACGAUCAUAGACGAUGAUGGCAUUAAACUCAUGGAGAGCCUUCUGGGCAUGGACAUUGAAAGUGAGGAGUUCUUGAGCCUGGAGAAGCAGUUGUCGCGAAAGGGCGAACCAGAGCGAAAGCGCCUCACCGAGCAGCAAGACCGUAAGCGAGAGAAGGAGGCCGCUAAAAAGGCAAAGGCUGGCAGCAAAAGAAAGGGAGCGAAGAAAGCCAGCAGUGAAGAUGACGAGUCUGAACCACUCAGCGACUAA